Molecule: messenger RNA, 3786 nt
Organism: Prunus dulcis (almond)
Lineage: Eukaryota; Viridiplantae; Streptophyta; Magnoliopsida; Rosales; Rosaceae
Product: cellulose synthase-like protein D4
Exons: 6
Coding region: 231-3626 (1131 amino acids)
Biological process (GO): cellulose biosynthetic process; plant-type primary cell wall biogenesis
Cellular component (GO): plasma membrane; trans-Golgi network
Molecular function (GO): cellulose synthase (UDP-forming) activity; mannan synthase activity
Source: RefSeq, a predicted model, not a curated record
AUCACUCCAAUAAUGUCUCCUCCCAUUUUCCCAAUUCCUUGUCUAAAAUCCAUGGAACAAAAUGUCACAUUGGUAUUUUUCUAGGAAGCCGAUUUGUUCUGCUACAUUACAUACAAUGUUGAUCAAUACGUAUACUUCAUUCAAAUCGUAAACAGAUCGAAGAAUUCAGAAAGAAAAACGAAAGAUUGGUGUUUGAGAAAUUUAUAUAUUGCAACUAAGGUAGCUAGACAAUGGCAACAUCCCUGAACAGAGAGCCAUCCAAGAAGGCGAUACGCAGCCCUGGGGGCUCUACUAGCUCUCAAGGCAAGGCUAAUUCCAGUGGCCAAACUGUUAAGUUUGCGAGAAGAACUUCGAGUGGACGGUAUGUGAGUCUGUCCAGAGAAGACCUUGACAUGUCAGGGGAAUUAUCAGGGGACUAUAUGAACUACACAGUUCAUAUUCCUCCUACCCCUGACAAUCAGCCUAUGGACACCUCCGUGGCGGUCAAGGCUGAGGAGCAAUACGUCUCCAACUCUUUAUUCACCGGGGGAUUCAACAGCGUCACGCGUGCUCAUCUCAUGGAUAAGGUGAUCGAUUCGGAGGUGACUCAUCCUCAGAUGGCUGGAGCCAAAGGCUCUGCAUGCAUGAUGCCUGCUUGUGAUGGUAAGGUGAUGAAGGAUGAGAGGGGAGUUGAUAUAACCCCUUGUGAAUGCAGGUUCAAAAUCUGUAGAGAUUGCUAUCUGGACGCCCAGAAGGAAACUGGAAAUUGUCCAGGUUGCAAGGAGCAAUACAGAGUAGGGGAAGAAUAUGAUGAUUCACAGGAUUAUAACUCUGGAACCCUGCAAUUGCCUGGCCCAGAUGGAAAAAGGGAUAACAUGUCUGUGAUGAAGAGGAACCAAACUGGAGAUUUUGAUCACAAUAGGUGGUUGUUUGAGACCAAGGGAACCUAUGGUGUUGGCAAUGCUUUUUAUCCCCCAGACGACUAUGGUGAUGGCGGUGGUGAUGGCUUCCACGGAGGCCCACUGGAGUCGGAUGACAAGCCUUGGAAGCCCCUCAGUCGGAAACUGCCAAUCCCAGCAGCCAUUAUCAGCCCUUACAGGUUGCUGAUCUUUGUUCGGUUUAUCGUGCUAUGUUUCUUCUUGCAUUGGAGAGUAGUGCAUCCAAAUAAUGAUGCAAGAUGGUUGUGGCUCAUGUCUGUGAUCUGUGAGAUAUGGUUUGCCUUCUCUUGGAUUCUGGAUCAGACUCCCAAGUUCUUCCCCAUCAAUCGGUCGACCGAUCUUCAAGUCCUCCAUGACAAGUUUGAUAUGCCGUCCCCUUCCAAUCCCACUGGCCGUUCUGACCUCCCUGGUGUUGACCUCUUUGUGUCCACUGCUGAUCCUGACAAAGAGCCACCUCUUACCACUGCAAACACCAUCCUUUCAAUCUUAGCUGUUGAUUAUCCGGUCGAAAAGGUGGCAUGCUACAUCUCUGAUGAUGGAGGUGCCCUCCUCACCUUUGAGGCAAUGGCAGAGGCUGCAAGUUUUGCUGAUUUGUGGGUCCCGUUCUGUCGGAAACACAACAUUGAACCAAGGAACCCUGAGAGCUACUUCAGCUUGAAAGUUGACCCAACAAAGAACAAGAGCAGGCUAGACUUUGUGAAGGACAGGAGGAAGAUCAAGAGGGAGUAUGAUGAGUUCAAGGUGAGGAUCAAUGGGCUUCCUGACUCAAUCAGGAGGAGGUCUGAUGCUUUCCAUGCCAGAGAGGAAAUGAAGCAGCUGAAGAAUAUGAGGGAGAGUGGAGGUGACCCUUUGGAGCAAGUCAAAGUCCCCAAGGCCACAUGGAUGGCUGAUGGCACACAUUGGCCUGGUUCUUGGGCUGUCCCUUCCCAUGACCAUGCCAAAGGUGACCAUUCUGGAAUUCUUCAGGUGAUGCUGAAGCCUCCUAGCCCUGACUCCCUUUUGGGAGGGGCAGAUGACAAGCUCAUAGAUUUCACAGAUGUCGAUAUACGCCUCCCUAUGUUUGUCUACAUGUCAAGAGAAAAGCGGCCAGGCUACGAUCAUAACAAGAAAGCUGGUGCCAUGAAUGCGCUGGUGCGAGCAUCAGCCAUCUUGUCCAACGGCCCUUUCAUUCUCAACCUUGACUGCGACCACUACAUCUACAACUGCAAAGCUGUCCGUGAAGGAAUGUGCUUCAUGAUGGACCGUGGUGGCGAAAACAUCUGCUACAUUCAGUUCCCACAGAGAUUCGAAGGCAUUGAUCCCUCUGAUCGCUAUGCCAAUCACAACACUGUGUUUUUUGAUGGCAACAUGCGUGCUCUUGAUGGUUUACAGGGUCCAGUGUAUGUGGGAACAGGGACCAUGUUCAGGCGGUUUGCCCUGUACGGUUUUGACCCUCCAAAUCCUGACAAGUUGCUGGUGAAGACUGACACUGAGACGCAGGGAGGAGAGCCUUUGACACAGUCGAACACACAACCUUUGACAGCCAGCGACUUCGACCCUGAUCUUGACACCAAUUUACUUCCCAAGCGUUUUGGAAAUUCCACAAUGCUGGCAGAUUCUAUACCCAUUGCUGAGUACUACGGUCGCCCCCUAGCUGAUCAUCCUGCUGUGAAAUUUGGACGGCCUCCUGGUGUUCUCAGGGCUCCUCGUGAUCCACUCGAUGCUACUACUGUUGCUGAAGCUGUCUCUGCCAUUUCUUGCUGGUACGAGGACAAGACUGAAUGGGGAGACCGUGUGGGUUGGAUUUAUGGGUCAGUCACAGAAGAUGUGGUGACGGGGUACAGGAUGCACAACCGUGGAUGGCACUCAGUCUACUGCAUUACCAAGCGUGACGCAUUUCGGGGUUCAGCUCCGAUUAAUCUCACAGAUCGACUCCAUCAAGUGCUCCGUUGGGCUACAGGCUCUGUCGAGAUUUUCUUCUCCAGGAACAAUGCCUUCCUUGCCUCAAUGCGUCUCAAGUUACUGCAGCGCCUUGCCUACAUCAACGUCGGUGUCUACCCUUUUACCUCAAUAUUUCUCAUUGUCUACUGCUUCCUCCCUGCACUCUCACUCUUCACUGGACAGUUCAUAGUGGCAAAUCUCAACAUCACAUUUCUAAUCUACUUGCUAACCAUUACCAUAUGCCUUAUAUCUCUGGCCCUCCUGGAGGUAAAGUGGUCUGGGAUCGGUUUGGAAGAGUGGUGGAGAAACGAACAGUUUUGGCUCAUUUCUGGAACCAGUGCUCACUUGGCUGCUGUGGUGCAAGGGCUUCUCAAAGUCAUUGCAGGAAUUGAAAUCUCUUUCACAUUGACUUCCAAGUCUGCAGGUGAGGACGAAAAUGAUGUCUUUGCAGAUUUGUACCUUGUUAAGUGGACUUCCCUCAUGAUCCCUCCCAUUGUUAUUGCAAUGGUCAACAUCAUUGCCAUUGCUGUUGCAUUUUCCAGAGAGGUUUAUGCAUUAAAUCCUCAGUGGGCUAAGUUUAUUGGUGGAGCUUUCUUUAGCUUCUGGGUGCUGGCUCAUCUGUAUCCUUUUGCCAAGGGUUUGAUGGGGCGAAGAGGGAAGACACCGACCAUCGUGUUUGUUUGGUCAGGUCUCAUUGCCAUUACACUUUCCUUGCUCUGGGUCGCCGUUAACCCACCAGGUGCUGCCGGUGGUGCUGCAGCAGGAGGCGCCGGGUUCCAAUUUCCAUAAGCAUCUCAAUGAGUACAUUUUAGGGUCAAGAAACUGUAGAAAUAUAAAACUAGCAGGAUUGACAGUUACCUUCUUCUGUUAUCUUUAAAAAUGGGCAUCCAGAGAAUUUGUUUUGUUCUUUGAUUGUAAUUGGUGGAGUUUGUAUAUCUUUUAUUGAAGG